This is a messenger RNA of Eruca vesicaria subsp. sativa (arugula), 621 nucleotides long. The record is from the annotation of a GenBank genome assembly. NCBI's taxonomy places the organism in Eukaryota, Viridiplantae, Streptophyta, Magnoliopsida, Brassicales, Brassicaceae.
AUGCCAAAGAAUAAGAAAACAGAAUGGCAAGUAGGAGAUCCUACAAUAAGCGUAGUGAGCGAUCAAUUCUGUAAUCCAUACCCAAUGGAUCUAAUGGUGACGAGGAAAAAUCAAAGUUUCUCAAAAGAACAUUACCAAGUGUUUGAUCCAAGUGGAAACCUCCUCUUACAAAUUGAUGGACAAGCUUGGGGGAUUAACCGUAAAAGGGUUAUGACUGAUCCAGCUGGUUUCACAAUCCUCACAAUGCGCCAAAAGGGAAUGGCGUUGAAGAACAAAUGGGAAGUGCAUGGAGGAGAGAGUAAAGAGAGAGAAGACUUGCUGUUCACGGCACAUCAAUCUUCAGCAGUCUCGUUGAAAACAUCUGUGGAUGUUUUCUUGGCAGAGAACAACAAUGUCAAGAAGAGCAGUACUUGUGAUUUUCAUGCUUCAGGUGGAUACUCUAAUAUCUCAUUUAAAGUCUUCAAAUCAGAUGCUCUCAUCGCUGGGGUAGGGGUUACGCAUAAGUUUGCAUGGGGAAGUUUCUGUAAAGGGAAAUGUAACUUUAGGGUGAGAGUAAAUCCAGAGGUGGAUUAUGCUUUUAUCAUUGCUUUACUUGUUAUGGUUGAUGACAAUGAGAAUUGA